AAGAAAAACAUCGAUGUAUCGACUACAUCGGUAUGCUUAAUGUAGCUUUACCAAAUAUUGUAAUAUCCUAUUACAAUAUUUGGCUUUACUUACUGUACGCAGAAUGAAUGUAGCUGCCUUGGUCAUUUGACAUUUAAGGUUAUGUUCUGUUAUGUUGUUGCUUCUUAAAUUGAUUUAGCAUUAUAAUAUGCUCCUAUGUUUUGUGAAUAACGUUUACUAGAGUCGUUGUAUUAUCAGUUUUUCCUACCAUGGAAGAAAGAAUUGAAAAGUUUAAAAGUGCUGUCACAUUAGUUUUUGACAACUGGACAGCUCUUAGGCUUGCAGCGGAGCACAACGUGGGGCUGCCUCGGGGACGAGACCUGGCCCUGCAGUUCGUGGACCACGUGGUGGAAGUGUUCAGCCGAGGGGGCAUGGCCUGGGAGGAGGCGGCCGACAUGCUGGAGGACGCGAUGGACGGCCAGUUCGAGACCAUCUGCGACGACGACUCCCCGGAGCAGGUGGGGGCGCUGCUGUGCCGGCUGCACCGCCUGUGUGCGGAGGGCGGGCCGGGUGCCGUGGAGGCGGAGUUGUCCCGGCUGCCCCGCGGCCAGCCGUGGCUCACCGUCCCGCCGGUGAGCAAAGAGGAAACUCCCGCCGUGAGUCAAGCAGCUCAGUCAGUGAAGGCAGAAGGAAUGGAAGUGACAGAGGAAGAGUGGACUCAAGUGAAAGGCAGAAGAAAAAAAGAGAACUUUCCAUUGUAAUGGUUUUUUAUUUUAUGUGAAUUAUAUACAUACACAGCUGUAAAA
Messenger RNA from Bacillus rossius redtenbacheri, 785 nucleotides. RefSeq lists its product as uncharacterized. The transcript is spliced from 4 exons. Bases 249 to 740 code for a protein of 163 amino acids. Gene Ontology annotation, cellular component: nucleus. Gene Ontology annotation, biological process: maturation of SSU-rRNA from tricistronic rRNA transcript (SSU-rRNA, 5.8S rRNA, LSU-rRNA). NCBI's taxonomy places the organism in Eukaryota, Metazoa, Arthropoda, Insecta, Phasmatodea, Bacillidae. The record is from RefSeq and is a predicted model, not a curated record.